UCUCAGCGCCGGAAGCGGCCAAGCGGGCCAUGGAAGAAGGACCCGUGGACCGGGCCUUGUUGCGAGAGGUCUCCACUGAGGAGGCCGAGCCGCUGGGCGCCGCGUUGAGCGGGGACAGCGGCCACGUAUCGCAGAGCCACAGCAGCGCGUCGGGGCCGUGGGAGGAUGACGGCGCCGAGGACGCGCCUGGCCGCGACCUGCCGCUGCUGCGCCGCGCCGCCUUGGGCUACGCCUCCAGCUUGCUGCCUGCUGCGGGGCCGCGGCCCGAGGUGGAGGCGCUGGACGCCAGCCUGGAGGACCUGCUGGCCAGGGUGGACGAGUUCGUGGGCAUGCUGGACAUGAUUCGCGGAGACUCCUCCCACGUGGUGAGCGAGGGCGUGCCGCAGAUCCACGCCAAAGCCGCCGAGAUGAGGCGCAUCUACGGCAGGAUCGACAAGCUCGAGGCCUUCGUGAGGAUGAUCAGCAGCAGCGUGGCCAGGAUGGAGGAGCAGGUUACCAAGGCCGAGGCCGAGCUGGGGACUUUCCCCCGGGCCUUCCGAAGGCUGCUGCACACCAUCAGCGUUCCCGCUCUCUUCAAAUCGACGCCCACCGGACCCCAGAGCGCCGUUUACGAGCCGCCUGUCCUGUUUCGGACAGAGGACCACUUCCCUGGCUGCGGUGACAGACCACAGCUCUGAGCCUGCACCUCUACCGCAGGAGGACUCCAGUGAGACUUUUGUUCUGAGUGUUAAGAGAU
Messenger RNA from Acomys russatus (golden spiny mouse), 736 nucleotides. It is a transcript of the gene Bloc1s4, whose product is annotated as biogenesis of lysosomal organelles complex 1 subunit 4. The record is from RefSeq and is a predicted model, not a curated record. Bases 30 to 677 code for a protein of 215 amino acids. The transcript has a single exon. Gene Ontology annotation, cellular component: BLOC-1 complex. Lineage: Eukaryota; Metazoa; Chordata; Mammalia; Rodentia; Muridae.